Molecule: messenger RNA, 4039 nt
Organism: Varroa destructor (honeybee mite)
Lineage: Eukaryota; Metazoa; Arthropoda; Arachnida; Mesostigmata; Varroidae
Source: RefSeq, a predicted model, not a curated record
UUAUUAGUUUUGUGCAGUUUCUCGGAGUUAAUUAAUACUGAUAUAAUAAUGGAAACUAAAAUUUCGAUGUCGAAAGAGAACCAGCUUUGUUUCAGCGUGACUGUCAAGUUUAGCACUGUCGGAACGCCCUAGACUGUACUCAGGUCCGUUGAAGGCCACACUUCAAUGUGAACCUUCUAUAUGGUCGAAGGGUCGACAAGCUACUAUUAGUGCCAUCUGACAGCAAAGAUUCGUAAAGUAGCAAGUCGUGGUUCAUACCGUGUGUCAAGCUAUUUCUGACGAUAACGGCUGUAGCGGGAACACUCGAUAGGCUUUAGGUCGUAGGCAGCUGGGGCGGUCUGCAAUCUGUGCAUUACAUAAAUGCACAGCGACAGCUGGGAAGGUGACGAUGUCAUUUCUUUGCAAUCAACAGAAAAUCGGUUGGUCGCCGAAAAGCACAGAUUCAGUGUGAGUAUCCUCGUUGCUCGAAUUGCUCCAGCUGCGAUAUCCGGGUGAAGAAAAGAGGGACGGGGAGUGAACGACCGAGUGAGAGCUAAAUCAUUCGCUACAUGAGAGCGUUUAGCUUAGCAAUGAAAAAUAAGCUUGCGAACGGUACCGUAUGCGUGUGUAUAGCCUAUAAUAUGACAUCCAACAAUGGCUCGCUCUUAGAGAGGUUGUGAUAGUAAAAUCCGUUCGUCUUGUCCGGGACGCUUUCCAAUGCUAGCUAAUUAUACUCACGUAUGGAAGUUGUACGCUUGGUGUAUGUAAAGUUAGCUAUCUAUGCAGGUUUAUCGUCUCUCACUAAUAAAUUAUCUGGAAUGGGUAGUUGGUCUAUUCGGUAACAAUGGCAUAAUAAAAUGUCGUUGCUUUUUUUGCUUUAGCAGCAGACCCAUUGGUGACAAACGAGAAACUGGCGAAUUUUCAGUCGUUUAGGUAGCAGCAUGAGUCCCCGCGAUUGUGAUGAUAGCGCGGUGGAUUGCGAGUGUGCUUACCAAGUUUGGAAACACAGGAUAAUUUAUGUUAGAGUGACUCUGUUCCGUGACAAAGGCCAGCCGUCUGAAGUAAUGUUUAACAACUAAGAACUAUCAUGAAAUACAGAGGUCAUUUCUUAGAUGCCAAUAAAGAAAUUUAGUAAACGUUCCCAUCUUAAAUUAAAUUAUAUAUAAACUGUAUAAUCUAUUUUGUUAAUAGUUAUUGCCACUAUUUCUCAAUACAUUACGGUCGUUGUUUAUUCGUCUUCUGAUUUAGUUCACGCUGACACUUCGUCACUGUUACAGAGUCUUCAGAUGCUACUGAACAGAUGUUUUGCAUCGGAACAUACAAUGUUGGCUAUACAAUAGCCGUGAACGCAUAUUUUGUUUUCGAAGAUGACUGAGCUUUGGUUACAUGCAAAUGCCUAUUGUGGCAGCACUUCUCCGACAUCAAUUUCAGGCUCAGGUAACGCCUAUCCCUUAUUAGCUCAGAGAACUGCGUAAUAAAAUCACUUAUAUUAUUAUCAAUUUCAAUGUGCGCUGAUUAUUUCAAGUCCCUGUCGACCGCUAUUUAAUUGUGCAACUACUAUAGACAUAGGUAUUUAUUUAGCUUGACCUUAAACAGCAUUGAAGGUUGCGGGAUCGCCAUACUGAGUAGGGCUAGUUCUUAACGUUGCUACCUACGCAUUACCGACCUCUUCAACGUAAUAACAUCAUUAAUCCACUUGAGGCCGUCGACAACAUAUACUAUACGAACGGCGGAGUGGCCCUGUUCCCUGUCCGGGCCUACUAGUACACGCAAAAUAAACCUAAGUGUCCGUGAGUCCGGAUCAGCGUUGCUGCCACGCCAACGCCUUCCACCAAAAUUUCAAUGCUUAGUCAGUUGCAACGGCCCGUUGAAAUCGGCCGAGACCAGCGAAGAAGCAAGCUCAAGUGCUCACUUCCUUUCAGCCUUCGUUUGUGGACCCGAUGGCACGACCUGUUCAGCUUGUUCACCUCUUACCCUCGCAUGCGCCGAUUAGCCAAAGGCCAAGACUUGCUGACAUUUCUUUACAGAAUCACUAUCUAGCCUUUUUUAGGGCUUCUUCUGAUGGUUACUCAUUAUAAGUUUCUGAUCGUUAUGUACGGUGAGUUGGGCACUGCGACCCGUCCUACCCUUACCGCUAGAACUGUGCAGUGAAGUGAAACGCGAAGAUUACAAACUCAAUAUGGCGCGCGAUCUUCACUGGCUACGGACAUCACCAUCUUCUUCUAGUUCAGAUUGAGUCAAAAAACAGAAUCAUAUAUGUCAUUAGACACACGUAAUACUGGAUUAGCUGUUGUGCGUAAAUUAAGCUGAAGUGCUGCGUGCAAUAGUGAACAAAUUCGAGGGUGCUCUGAUUACGGGAGUGCGCCGGAGUUCAUGAAGGGUUCGAGAACUGAAUGAGAGAGUUCCCUUUUUAGCCAUUCCGUGAGAGCUUUGUGCUCAUUUCGCCAAACGUCUUAUUGCUAAGCUGCCAGUCAGAAAUUCUGUUUGAAAAAUCAUCCGAAAGGUGGAACUUACUUCAAAUCCAUUGCUUAACAAAGAUAGGAAAAAAUGGCCAUUGGUGAACGCGCCUGGAAGGCUGUUCGCUGGGGAGCGACUACAAUAGUUACAAUCGUCGCCAGUGUUUUUGGCGCUGUUUGGUCGCUGUUGGCGCCAUGGUCUCGUAUUCGACGAGCCCCAUUUUUAACCGAACAACCUCAUUCGGACAGUUGCAAUAAAGCAGUUUGCUGUGGAAUGGAUCUAACAACGCACAGAAAGAACCCCUGGAUAAAGCCUUGUCAUUGCAAGUUCAAUACAAUCCUCUACGUCAACUUGGCCCCAAAGUACAAAAAUUACAAGGAUUCAUUUGAAGAGGCGGAACGGCAAGUCCAUCUGGCAGUGCGCAAACCUCAGGCUUCUACAGCGUCGACCGUUGGGCCAGAUAACAAUUUGAGAGCAUCCCGAGACACCCCAUCACCGACUCCGACUCCGACUUCUGCCAGCGGUCCUGGACAAACCUCACCUGGAUCCAAGGGUGGACGAGAUCCUCGCGGACAGUCAUUGACGUUGCGUCAAGGUGCACAGAUUGCCCGCCAUAGACCGCCCGAAGCACGCCAUAUAAAAGCAACAAAUUUAUAAGGGAUGAAGGUGAAUGACAUAGUAAUAGUUACUUUACGUAUCUUUAGGAGGCUUGGAAGACAUGAGAGUUUCAUUUUGCCAUACCGCGCCCGAGGCAACUGCAGUUGUCAGUGCUUCGAGUGUCACGCUACGCAGCUUAACCUCAAGCGAUUUCUGCGCAGUUAAGAAAUCAGCUGUGCAACGAUACCGGCUAUGUUUAUAAUUUACAUUGUACGAGAUGCUAUUGUUUUAAGAGCACUAAUUGCUCAAUAAAUUUCUUCAUCUCUAUGUUUUUAUAAGAGACGUUUUUCUAAUUCGGUCAGGUUGGACCAGUGUGUCGACAGACGAAAUUCGGCUACUGUGUUUGCUUGACGUUCGCGUCCAGUUUCUCCGCUACAGGGAGCUACAGCUGUGAUAAAUAGACUUAACAUAAGAACGGUCUAAUAAGGAGACUAGCGGUCAAACAUGGGCUUCUACAGACCAACGUAGAUUAGAAAACGUAAUUGCAUAGGCAGUGCUAUCGAGAAAGUUCACCUUUGAAUAUGUUAAGGCCUUCCAGUGACGCCAUUCGGCCUGCUGGGAGAAAAAGAAUUUCGUGAGAGAAUAACAAUUAAUAACGAAGGCUCUGACCGUACAAUUCUGUUUGGCUAUCAAGCGUGUCACGACCAGAGAUGUUGGAGACCUCCCGGCAGCGGACAACUGUAGGUAAAGAUUUGCCACAUAUAAUUCCGCUUAGAAAGUAAUUCGUUUAGCAACCAUCCGCGGCGCCAUCCGAAAUUGCAUCGUCGUUAAAAAUCAGCUUGAAAUAUGUAGCUCUAUUUUGAAGCUGGCUUGGUUAUCGAAUAAAAAAAAAGUUCCGUGAAUUUACUCAAUGCUCUGAUUGCUAGAUGGAAAUUCUCACUUGCUCACUGAGAUAAUGUCUAAAGUCUAGCCUAAUUUUGGUCGUCUAAAUAGGUUUACGCGUCGA